AUGAAUCAUUUAUUAGACAGCGAUGAUAACGUGCAAGGUGGACCUUCGGUCAAGCCUGCAGCAAAGGAGCCAUUGGUUGGGUGGCAACCCCCACCUAGCCCUUGGGGAGAGGAAUCUGUUCCCAUUGCAGCCAAUACCGUGAAGGUUGGGGAGGCAGGUGUACAUAUUCCAACAAGCGAGGUCAUCGCUCCUUCAUCAUUACAAGCGAAUAAAUCGGAAGGUCCACUAUUAUCGUUUCUAUCUUCAGAGGAAGUGGCUCCUGCGAAAGCAACACUUGUAAAGCCACAAUCGUGUACUACACAACAAGAACAUGAGUUUAAUUAUGCGCAGCAGAAUCACUCAUCACAUGUUUCUAAUAUUAAGCCAUUGAUAACAUUAACAGAGGAAGUCACGGUUGCACUGCCGGAAUUGCCGCCUCCGCCUGAGCAAAAGAUUCCGCAUCAAGACAAUCUACCUAAAAUAAAAGAUUUACCGCAUCCCAAAACUGGAGUGAUGAUAGAAUCGUCCUUUUGUAAGGAUGACCAGAGUUCCUGGGGUUCUUUUUUAGAGCUUAAAAAGAACACUGAAGAAUCUGUAUCACGGAUGAAAUGUUUUUAUGAUCAAGUGGUAAAGCUACAAUUGACGCACGAACAAGAAGCUGCGUCUUAUCGCGAUACUUCUGAGGGUAUUAUUAAUCAGCAGCGUAAACAACUGGAUGUUUUGGCCUCUGAUUACAAGGACGCCUUGUCAAAUAAUGAAAGUUUGAAAAGUCUUCUAGAGAAAAAAUCUUUGGAACUUAUGGAGUAUCAAAAAAUAAACUAUGAUCUUAAUAUACGUCUCAGAGAUUCAGAGCAACGUCGUGCCCAUCUUGAGGAUCGUGCUUUAAUUGCGGAGAAUGGUCGAAAUAUCCUUGAAAUUCGACUAAGAGAGUUAGAAAUGCUACUGGAACAUACCACACAAGUGGUAAAUGGAUUACGUGAGCGCCUAAACUCUUAUGAUAAGGACAGAGAGCGGAUAUUGCAUGAACAACGUGAAGCCUAUGAGGAGAAUCGAAGAGAUAUUAUCAACUUUUAUAAUGAACGGGAGAAUCUAAUGUUACGUAAUUUUAACGAUUCAGUAAGGAAACUUCGAGAAGCUAUGAAUGAUACUAUAAAAGUACGUGAAGAACGUCUCUCAAAAACUUGGUCUGAUAUAAUUUGUGAUUAUCAAAAGAGACAUGAUAGCAUCGUAAAAGAGUUAGGUAUUUUGAGAGAAAAUGAGGAAAAGGAAUACCGAGCAAAGAUCGCUUGCAUUGAACAGGAUAAGGAGCGGUGGUAUGAUCAAUAUCGAAAGGAGAUGGAUCUUCUUGAGGAACGGCAUAAAGAAAGGGAGAAACAUCUAUUAACAGAUAUUGAGCGAAGAGAGAGAGAACUUGGUGAAAGGGAGCAAAGAAUGCGCCUGCUACGUCUACAAGAGGAACAAGAGGCGAAGGUGGCAUUAUUAGCCAAAGAGAGUGAACUCAAGGCAUAUUACCAGAAGAUUACAGAAGAGAUUCGCACAUCAUUUGAAAAGGAGCGUGAAAAACUUUCUGCCUCUUUUCGUGAACAGAUACAGGAUCUCUCUCAACUACACCUUAAUAACGAAAGAGAACUUGAACGACUGCACCGUGAAAAAGAGCGUGAAAUGGCGCAACGAUAUCGUGUCGCAGGAUAUGAGGUUGAUGACCGAAAGGGAGACCUUGAUCUUCGUGGAGUUUCUCUUCAAACACAGUCUUCAUUGUUAUCGAAACUUGAUGCAAUUGAGACUCGACAGCGUGAGCGUGCUGAGAAAACGCGAGCUGCCUUUCAAAACUCUAUACAGUAG
Molecule: messenger RNA, 1821 nt
Organism: Trypanosoma theileri
Lineage: Eukaryota; Euglenozoa; Kinetoplastea; Trypanosomatida; Trypanosomatidae
Exons: 1
Coding region: 1-1821 (606 amino acids)
Source: RefSeq, a predicted model, not a curated record